Molecule: messenger RNA, 6110 nt
Organism: Pelmatolapia mariae (spotted tilapia)
Lineage: Eukaryota; Metazoa; Chordata; Actinopteri; Cichliformes; Cichlidae
Gene: disp2
Product: dispatched RND transporter family member 2
Exons: 10
Coding region: 109-4572 (1487 amino acids)
Biological process (GO): smoothened signaling pathway
Cellular component (GO): membrane
Molecular function (GO): transmembrane transporter activity
Source: RefSeq, a predicted model, not a curated record
UCAGUCCUGGCAGAUAGAAAAUUAACUGUUUAGUCAACCCGAUCUGAUAUUAGAAGAGAUUUAUAAUUUCUUUAAAUAAUUAGAAAAAAAAGGCGGAUCGGGAGGAGGAUGGAUGCUUGCUCAAUAAUAGGAGAAAGCACGGACGCGAUAGUAAUGGUUGAUUCUCCUGUAGAUGAAAAGGAAAUUCGGGAGGCUUGCAAAAGUGAGAUCCCGACGGUUUCUCUGUGCCCCCCUGACAGCUCUGCUGAGGCCCAGUUGACUGUCAUCCAACCUGAAGGGGAGCUAUGUGACAGCUGCAGCAGCCUUGGCAGACCCUCUUCUUCCUUUCAGCUCUACCACCAAGUUCCCCAGAGUCCCCAGCUUCUAAAAUGUCCACACUGCAGUCACUGUGGGCCAAUCAAAUCAAAUGCCUGCCACAGCUGUCAUUCAAACACCAGCGUUCCUAAUGCUGAAGGAGGAAUUGUUGUAAAAGUGGGACACAGCUGCGGUUCUGCCCAUCAGUCAUCCUGCCAUGGACCGGUGAGAUGUCACUGGCUGCACGGGUCAAAUGAAGGCGGGACACAGAAACCAAAGCAGCAACAUGUGGUGACAGUAAGGGAUGGGGGACUGUACUGUAUCCUUAGAAAUUAUUCCCAGGUGAUAGUGGACUAUCCGUUGGCGGUUCUGAUUGGUUGUGCUGUGCUGUUGCUGGGAUGCUCACUGGCUGCAUUCUUGAUUGGCCCACUGCCAGACUUCUCUGACCCAUUACUGGGCUUUCAGCCGCGAGGAACAUACAUCGGAGUUCGCAUGUCGAGCUUGUCCAAGCUGCAGGAGAACACUGGCCCUGGGAAAAAACUGUCUCUUUUACCACAGCAGCUCAGUAAAAGAUUUGGAGGAGCUAUCGGCAGAGAAAGUAGCAGUGGCCAUGACACCUCUAAAGCUCGAAUGAAAAGGAUGCUGGCCAGGGACUCCACUCUAGACACCUUCCUCUGCGAUUCUCCAGGCGAGCGUUUUGCCCAGCUGGUGUUUCGAUCAGAAAACUCAGCCAGUCUCUGGAGUCUGAAGGCGAUCCACGCCAUGUGUGAGAUGGAACAAUCCAGGAUUCGCUCCCAGGCCCAGUUCCAGGACCUGUGCCAGCAGCAUGUGAGGGUGAAGGCUGAGGGAAUGUCCAAAAGCGGCUGUUGUCCAAGCUGGUCUCUGGGGAAUUACUUGGCAGUCCUUACUAAUGCCUCCCGCUGCCUCAGCCUCACCUCACAGCAAGUUUCUGAGUCUCUGAACCUUCUGCGGAAAUGUGCGCCAUACUAUCAUGAAGGACAUCUAGUUGAAGCCUGUGCCCAGAGACCCAAACAUGGCAGCUGUUCCUCGGUUCCCUCCCGCUGCAAACAAUCCCGCGUGGUGUUCCAAAUCCUGCACUUUCUGGUUGACAAAGACUUUCUUGGACCGCAAACUGUUGAAUACCAAAUUCCCACACUGAAGUACAGUCUUCUUUUCCUACCUGUAGACAAAGGAGAACAUAUGAUGGAGAUAUACAUGAAUAGCCUUGAAGGCAGGGAUCUAACCUACAAUAACACGACUAUUACUGGCAUAGACUUUGGCAUUAAGCAGGCUCUGUUUGAGUAUUACCUGACAAGAGAUUCAGUUUACCCUGUCCUAGCUGUUGUAUCACUUCUGUUCACUAUGGCUCUAUACCUCCACUCGCUCUUCAUAGUAGCGCUAUCUGUAAUAGCAAUCACCGGCUCCCUUCUAACAUCCUAUUUUUUCUACAAAGUAGCAUUUCGUCUGACUUUCUUUCCUCUGGUCAACCUGUCAGCAGCUCUUAUUCUCUUGGGAAGCUGCUCCAAUCAGGUUUUCAUCUUUACUGACUUUUGGAAUCUGCAGCUAUCCCAAAAUCCUUCAGCUUCCCUGGAAAAGAGAGUAAACAGAGCUUUGCAGGAAGUUGGCUAUUUGAUUUUAGCAUCAGGGCUGACCUCCAGUGCAGCUUUCUUCUCUGGUUAUCUCAGCAGCAUCACAGCAAUCAGAUGCUUCUCCAUUUAUCUCGGAACUGCCUCUUUAAUCAGCUCCCUCUUGGCAUUGGUGUGGCUGCCGUGUUCGUUCAUUCUGCGUGAGCGCUACACAAAAAUGUCCUCUGCAUCUGCGGCAGUGCAAGGAUGGAACCCCUGCUGCUCCAAAAGCACUGGUGGCUUUUGGGACACGAGUUCACGCAAGAGAUGCCUCUUCAGCCUUGGGCAGAAGCUGAGAGAAUUAAAUCGUGGUCUCACUGACACCUCCAAUUUAUUAUUUCUGAAAAUCCUGCCCUGUGGAGUUGUAAAGUUUAGAUACAUUUGGGUUUGCUUGUUUGCAGUGCUUGCUGCCGGAGGCAUGUACAUGUCAUGCAUAGACCCGGGCAUGAAGCUGCCAGCUCUUGAGAGCAGGGUCACCCAACUGUUCCGCUCCAGUCACCCAUUUGAGCGAUAUGACGCAGAGUACCGUCACAUGUUCAUGUUUGAGAGGCAGAGAAAUGGAGAGGAUAAGCCUGUUACGUUGAUGCUUGUUUGGGGCAUCAAACCGACUGACAAUGGAGACCACUUUAACCCAAGAAGCAAUGGCUCUGUAGUUCUUGACCCUGACUUUAACAUGAGCCGACCUGAUGCUCAGGUUUGGUUGCGGGAGCUGUGUGGACGGGUUCAGAACCAAAGCUUUUACUCUUCUUCAUCACCUGAAGAUAAAUAUGGAAUGACAGAUAAUAUCUGCCUCGUGGAGCAGCUAAUACACUGGAUAUCUGUCAGGAGGUGCUCAGAGAGCGAUGAUGCCCUUCAUUUCUGCUGUAAUGACAUCCCAUUCCCCUACCCUCCCAGCGUUUUUGAGAACUGCCUAAGCAUGAUGCUGGCAGAGAGGUAUGCCGAGAGCCAUCUGGCACACAGCGGAGGGGUGUACUUCCAGCCAGAUGGUAGGGUUGCUGCCCUCGUGCUGGCAUUCAAAACUACAUACUUCUACAGCUUCAACUUUAGCAGAACCAGUGUUUUUUACAGAGAAAUCCUGACAUGGUUUAGCAGAGAGAUAUCAGGAGCACCACAAGGGCUGGAGAACGGCUGGUUCAUCAGUCAGCUGUCUCUUUUUGACCUGCAGCAGUCUUUAAGCUCAGAGACUCUAGUAGUAGCCGGUUUUUCAGUAGCACUCACAUGUGCUUUGCUUCUUUUAACCACAUGGAAUAUUCCACUGAGCAUAUAUGGAACAAUAGCCGUAGGAGGCAGUGUGUUUGUCACUGUCGGCCUCCUUGUUCUUCUUGAAUGGCAGCUGUGUGGCACGGAGGCUCUGUUUUUAUCAUCUGCCGCAGGGCUCUCAGUCGAUUUUAUUGCCAACUAUUGCAUAUCCUACAGCUUCGCUCCACAUUCAGAUAAAAUUGGGAAAGUAGCACACGCCACUAAAAGGAUGGGAUGUCCUGUAGCAAUAGUUUCUGGUGCUUUUUUCUUCAUAGGGAUCAUCAUGUUACCUGCCACGGCCUUGUUCUUCAGAAAGCUUGGGAUUUUUCUGUUUUUGGUCAAAUGUGUAGCGUGUGGAUUUGCAACCUUCUUUUUCCAGUCCCUGUGCUGUUUUUGUGGACCCCAGAAAAACUGUGGAAUGAUCACGCUGCCAUGUUUUUCCGACCAAACGGACGGUAUGCUUUCUUCUUGUUCUGAGCCUGGCUCUUUGUCGACUUCUGCGGCUAACGGGGCAUUUGGUAAAUCUAGAGUGAGGAGGAGUUACGACAAAGAAGCAGGUGGUUAUCUCUAUCCCAACCAUCGUCAGCACAGGCAGAAACAGACUGCAGGAAGUGGCUGUGGGAAUCGAGGGCCCGAGCAGUACGAGUUGCAGCCAUUGGCCUAUCGCCUGAGUGACAGCUUUGAGAACAGCACCUGCACCAGUAAACUGUCAAACCGGCCCUCUGUGCUUUCUGAUGAGAUUGAGUACUGUGAGGGAGAUGUGGCAAGGAAUACCAUGGAUGGGGAGAGUGAGGAGACAUGUAGCCAUCAACAGAAAAUCUGCCAACCACCACCAGCCGUCCAGACCUCAUCUCCUUACAAAGAAAACACUCUAUGCCCACCAGGCCUGGCUGAAGAAGAUGUAGCUAAAGACAAGUUGCUGUGUAAAACCUGCAGGAGUCAGUCUGUCAGGGUGAAACACUGGAGCAAUACAUCAUCCUCAUCGUCAAGCAUGGAAGAGACCAUCAUCAGCCACACACUGGAGACUACUGACCAGUCAUCACUCUGCAAGGAUGAAAAUACCUUAGGGGAGAGGUGCUGUCACCCUCAUCGCUCACAUAAAGGACAUCACCUCUCCCUGUCUCAGAGCUCCUGUGAGGGUCUGGAGGAGUCCUGCGAAACGUGCCUCAGUGACAUCGAACCAGGAUCUUCGAACACACAGCAGCAAGAAGGAGAGGCAGAGGUCCACUUACAGCCAGGACACCUUAAUGGGAGGAGAGAUGCACUUCGUCUCUCACUGAAAGAAAUCGUUUAUGAGACUUGUGGCAAGGGUCGCACCAGCCACAGCGAGGAAGUGGUGAUUUUACCCAACAGUAAGCCAGACUUACCAGAUGUUUGGAUAAAGAGAGACGGACAGCGGGAAGAUACUUGUUAAAGAAAGCUGGUGAAAAUCUUGAAAACACUGUGGAUCUGACUCUUAAUUUAUACAUAUAAAAAAAUAAAAAACAAAACAACUGAACUUAUACAAUCACAGUUGAUAGAAAAGGAGCAUACAUUGUUACAUUUGUAUAUUACACAAAGGAAAUACAAGCCAACUGCAAAUGUAACACGACAGCAUGUUUGUCCAGUGUUGUUUCAUCGUUUGUUACAAAUGAGGUCAGAGCAUGAGCGUGUCUUCAGCUAAAGGUUAAAACUGAAAGCAUGACAGCAAAAGAUGAAGCUUUCUAUCCAGCCAGUUUUGCACAAAUGCCACAUUUGAAUAUUAACUGCAGCUCGUCAUCGACACAGAAACUAUCCGAGUGCUGCACCUGCUGCCUGCAGAACUUACUUUGUGCCUGGAACUUUUUAACUUCUGAACCUGGACGCUCUGCACAGACUGGGUUUCUCCAAGCUGAGAUUGACCCCUAUGAGCCAUAUGCACUCAUAGAUUUAAAUGUGAGAUAUAGAGAGACAGAGCUGCGUGGGGUGUGCCUGCGCGCAAAGCCGCAAACAGUUUAUGAGCAUGACUCAAGCAUUAUCACGUUUAGAGAAGCAGACAACUGUCACCCGGCAGCAAGUCAGUGGGUUCUGCACUCUGUGGGGAUAACAUGUAUAGUAUGUCUUUUGUGAUGAUAAUGUAGAGAAUCACUAACCUACAGUUCGCAGUGUGUAUCAUGUGUGGUGUCUUGGCUUGCUUUUAAUGUUUCACUUUCAAAUUAACGGUCAUGCUGUUUAUUCUAGUGUCAGUGCCAAAACAAUGUAAUGUUCACUCGUGCUGAUUUCCAAGGGGCAAAGUGGUGUCUAACAGACUUAACACUAAAGUUUAUACACUUAAGGUGCAUACUAUUCAGGAUCCACAGAUGUCAGUGUAAGCCUUAGCAGAAUUAGGAGGAGCUUGAAUUUCUGUUUUAAAUGCCGUAAUUGUACCAUCACAAGCAGCUGCAUCAACAGUCAAUUUUCCAUACAGAUCUUGCUGCAGUGUUAAGAGAAGCUCCUGACAGGCGACCUUUAUCCACACUGCAAAGCAUUUAACAGUAUUUAUGACAUGAACGGCAUGUGUCAAAUGUCUUUCAAACGGUUGUUUCAAAGCAGCUGAAAUUUUGUGAUGUGCAAAAAAAACAAAGUGUCCUAAGAGUAAAAUUUGAUAUGUUUAUGGUCCUUUAUAUGUAUAAAACAAAGAGGUGUUGAAGGUGCAGUGGCUGUGAUUCAGAGAGGACCUAAAGAAGAAAGAUUUGCCAUAAAAUGUGCCUAUGAGCGAGGUUAUUUUCAAGACUUUUCAUUGCAGAAGUGUUUUUGUCACUUGAUAUCUUGACUGUAUAAUCAAACAUCUUUAACCAGCCUUCACUUUGGGUCACUCAGCAGAAUAACCUUGCCUUAUAGACAAAGGUAAUCAAUCACAGGCUUUCUAUAAACAAAAAGAUAAAGGUCACCACCACUCUUAUUUAUAGAUGUCAAUGUUGAUUUUUCACAAAAAUGAAAUAAAACAUUUUAUUU